This is a messenger RNA of Ostrea edulis (European flat oyster), 3512 nucleotides long. RefSeq names its product major facilitator superfamily domain-containing protein 3-like. The transcript has 4 exons. Gene Ontology annotation, biological process: transmembrane transport. Gene Ontology annotation, cellular component: membrane. The record is from RefSeq and is a predicted model, not a curated record. NCBI's taxonomy places the organism in Eukaryota, Metazoa, Mollusca, Bivalvia, Ostreida, Ostreidae. The coding region runs from base 209 to 1489 and encodes 426 amino acids. Gene Ontology annotation, molecular function: transmembrane transporter activity.
ACAUAAUGAAAGUGAAAGUAAACAGCGUGGAUCGGUCAUCGAUACACUGACGAAUUUUAAUCUUCACAACACAAACCUGACAGUGACACACUCUCUUUUGAUUUAGUGGUUAGACAUUCUACUUCCACCUUCUGGAACAACAUUUUUUCAGAAUUAUUGAGGAUAUUUAGGUUAAUAGUGAAUUGAAAGAAACGACUUCGUCAACAGAAUGUUUUUAAAGAAUGUAGUUUUCUUAACCUUUCUCUACUUCAUUCAAGGACUACCGUAUGGACUACAAGCACGAUUUCUUCCUGUAUAUUUCCGAUCACAUGGAAUGUCCUUAACAGACAUCAGCAUGUUCAAACUCCUUCUUACACCAUGGAUGUUGAAAGCCCUUUGGGCCCCUUUUGUGGAUAAAUAUGGAACCAAAAAAUCAUGGCUAAGUUGGAGCAUGGUGGGACUAGUAUUUACGUGUUUAGCAGGUGCCUUCACACCCCUGAAAACUAUUAUACCCUUGGCAUGUGUGCUAUUUCUCUUUAAUCUCUUGACAUCAACUCAAGACAUUGCAGUCGAUGGAAUAGCAAUAUACAUUCUCUCGGAAUCUGAACUUGGUUAUGGUAACAUUGCUCAGGUUGUCGGCUAUAAGUUUGGGUCUAUAUUUGGGGGUGGUGUGCUGACGUGGCUGAGUGAUUAUUUGGAGUGGUCUUCAUUACUCUUCAGUCUUGCCGUAGUGUAUGUGAUAUCAUUAUUGAAUGUUGCAUUCCUAGUUUCUCCAACUGACCAGGGACAGAAAGACACUGAUAAGAAAGCAUCCCCAGAAAAAGAAGCCCUAAGACGGAGGCCUCAAAAAUCAUGGUUUAUACAACAUUUUAUUGAAAUCUUCCAAUCUCCAGGAACUUUGUGGAUGAUGGGCUUUGUUCUACUUUAUAAACUGGGAGAAAUAGGAGCCUUAAACAUGCUGCCAUUAUUUCUGAUUGACAAAGGUAUCCAGGCUUCCUCUGUGGGAUUCUGGACUGGAGUGGUAGGACAAGUCAUUUCUAUAUUUGGUUCCAUUCUGGGAGGAAUCAUUGUGUCUGGCAAUAGACUGACUGCUUUGAUUCUACACGAUGUCUGUGCAUUAAGACUUGUGCCAAUGUUAUUCACCACUGUUGUUAUAUUUUCCUGGGUAGAAAAAAGUCAGGUUUGUUUUGUACUUGCCAUUAUUUCCAUGUGCCUGAUGUUGCUGAUAAGUGGAAUAGUCACCACAGCCACAUUUACUCUGAUGAUGCAAUGCUCUAAGAAGGCUCCAGUCUGUAUACAAGCCAGCCACUACACCACGCUGGCCACCUUAGAAGUGGUGGGAAAAUUGUUGUUUUCUGUGCUGUUAGGAUCCAUUACUGAUUCAAUAGGAUAUGAAUAUGUGUUUAUUUUGUUUCUUGUAUUGUCGACCAUAAUCAUUAUAUUUAUCCAAAAAUGUCCCAAAGAACUUAUUCACCAUGCAGUAGAGGAGACCAUAAAGAAAGCUGAGUGAUCUGAAACAGCUGUUUAAUCACUGUUUGUCCAUUUUGCUCUGUCUCACGAUUAACUUUGCACAUUUGUACCUCGCUGGGAUGAAUAUGUAGAGAGCUUUGUCAUAUCCUCUGUUCGGAGCUGAUGUGUUAUCAGUGGACAGCAAGACCAAGGGAAACUACUCUGGACACUCAGCAAUGAAGCACCAAUUCACGUUCUUCUCACAACUACAGGAUGUCCUAUUUCACAUCCUUAGCCCUUGUGUCAUCAAACAUUUAAUCAUUCAAAGUUUUGAUUAACUUGUGUCUUUUGCAAUUAGCUACUUUUCAAAGACUUACUUGAUAAUUACCAUAUUGUAAUAUUUGUUACCAAAUUUUAAUGAUACGAUUUUGAAAGUUUUUUGACCUUGUGGUAUUGACCUGCACAUACUUUUCAAUAACUAACCUUAUCGUUUUAUGACUUUUUUAACCUUUGACCUACAUUUCAAAAACUUACCUAGUCUUUAAUGAUAUCUGCAUCAUUCCAACAUUCAUCUACAUGAAUUUUUUACUAUACAAAAAAAUUCUAAACUUCAUCUUGAAAUUUAUCAUAAUAAGCAUACAUAUUGCAUGUGAGAUGACCUUUCAAAUGCUACUACACUUUACCAAAAUGUUUGACCUUGGUCGUAUUGUUUUGAACUGCAUAGUGACAGCAGGAGAUUACUUUACAUGUCAGAAGUCUGGUUAGAAUAGACAGGACUUUGUUUAUUGCUCAUAUGAGGGUUUCUGUGAAUAAUGAUGUCACAGCAACCAAUGCUUGUGUUCCUUAGAUUCACUCUCUGGUUUUAGUCUUUACAUUAUUGCAGUAGUCUCGCCUGCUGGUCAGCUUGAUUCUGUGACUGCUCUUCAGGCAAUUCUGUCCUUUGAUGCUGGGCAGGAUGUUUCAAGAUCUUUAGACAUAUUCCAACCAUGUCUUUCUGGGCUUGACCUCCGCAAUAACUCUAGUGUUUCCAAACUAUAUAUGAAGUAAUGAGUUUGACAUGGACCAGUCAUCUUUACAAUUUGAAAAUGUUUGUUUGUUAUCUUUCAAGCAGCCCUUUUUGGCGAUGCACAACCCCCACUAGCUCCGUUGUCUUCUGACAACUGUCGACUUCUUCACCCACUAGCUCCGUUGUCUUCUGACAACUGUCGACUUCUUCACCCACUAGCUCCUUUGUCUUCUGACAACUGUCGACUUCUUCACCCACUAGCUCCAUUGUCUUCUGACAACUGUCGACUUCUUCACCCACUAGCUCCGUUGUCUUCUGACAACUGUCGACUUCUUCACCAGAAACACUGGACCAAAAUCUAAUUUUACACAAAGUAUUAUUUAUUGUUUAUGGGAAACAUUAAGAGAUAUCAAAGAUAAAAUAGGGUGACUUUGUCACAUAUGAGGUAGUUUUUAGGCUAUGAAUAAGUGUUUCCAUGCAAAUGAGGAAAAAUCAGUAAAUUUACUGUAAACUAUCUCUUUCUGUUUGUAUAUUUUGAGCAAAUUAAUCUAAAUACUUGUUGUUUGUGGCAUGUAGUGCUAGGUUUUAAUUAUGUUAUACAUUGUUCAUCAACAAAACUGCCGCGGUGCAAGUACAUACAUUAAAUAAUUCAAAGCAAAAUCGAUGCGAGAAGCAGAAUUUUCUACCCAAUGUCAUUUUUGCUGCGCAAGUAUCACCACUUCAUCAGGCAGGUUCAUAUAUUUUGUAAAUAUUGCUCGAGAAAAUGCACUGACCGGCAUCAUUUACUCAAAAUAAUGAUCAAACAAGGUCAUGCCUGGGACUUACACAUGAUGACAUUGCAAUGUGUUAUUUCACUUGACCUUUUACAAUAUAUAAAAGAAUUGCUGAGAAUCCUUGCGCUAGAUCAAUUUAGUGUAAAUUUAAUGUCCAUAGCUCUGUGACAUCAUCUCCACAUCACUGUAAUGACACAAUAUAAUGCACUUAAGUCAUUUAUGCAUAGAUCUGUAUCAACAGUUUCACUUCAUUUGAGUUGAGUGUGAAUUAUUGAUCUCAAAAUAAAAAUGAUUGCUUGUGCAUA